CGGCGGUGGCGGCGGAGGCGGCGCGGAGGCUCCUCGCACCGGCUGGUGGCUGACCUGCCUCCCUCGUUUUUAAUGCUGAAGCCAGAUUGUUUUAUCUAAAGAUGGAAACACUGGAGUCGGAACUAACUUGCCCAAUUUGCCUGGAGUUAUUUGAAGACCCGUUGCUUCUGCCGUGCGCUCACAGCCUGUGCUUCAGCUGUGCCCACCGCAUCCUAGUCUCCAGCUGCGCCUCUGGCGAGCCCCUUGAACCCAUCACUGCCUUCCAGUGCCCCACUUGUCGCUAUGUCAUCUCCCUCAACCAUCGGGGCCUGGAGGGCCUUAAGCGCAAUGUGACCUUGCAAAACAUCAUUGACCGCUUCCAGAAGGCUUCCCUGAGCAGCCCCAACUCCCCCAGUGAGAACUGCCGCGAGCGGCCAUACCGCCAGAGCCCAACCAUGUCUACUGGCGACAGGAUAUCCUGCCAGUUCUGUGAGCAGGACCCUCCACGGGAUGCUGUGAAGACCUGCAUUACAUGUGAGGUGUCUUAUUGUGAUCGCUGCCUGCGGGCCACGCACCCAAACAAGAAGCCGUUCACCAGCCACCGGCUGGUGGAGCCCGUGCCGGACGCACACUUUCGUGGUCUCACUUGUCUGGAGCACGAGAAUGAGAAAGUGAACAUGUACUGUGUGGCUGAUGACCAGCUCAUUUGUGCCUUAUGCAAACUCGUGGGACGGCAUCGAGAUCACCAGGUGGCGUCCCUCAGUGACCGAUUUGAGAAGCUCAAGCAAACACUGGAGAUGAACCUCACCAACCUAGUUAAGCGCAAUAGCGAACUAGAAAACCAGAUGGCCAAACUGAUACAGAUCUGCCAGCAGGUGGAGGUGAACACGGCCAUGCAUGAGGCCAAACUGAUGGAGGAGUGUGAUGAGUUGAUGGAGAUCAUCCGGCAGCGCAAACAAGUGAUUGCUGUGAAGAUCAAAGAGACAAAGGUGAUGAAGCUGAGGAAGCUGGCCCAGCAGGUAGCCAACUGCCGACAGUGCCUGGAGAGGUCCACCGUCCUCAUUAACCAAGCAGAGCAUAUUCUGAAGGAGAACGAUCACGCACGAUUCCUCCAGACGGCAAAGAACGUGGCAGAGAGGGUCGCCAUGGCAACCGCAUCCUCUCAAGUUUUGAUACCAGAUAUCAAUUUUAACGAUGCCUUUGAAAACUUUGCUUUAGACUUUUCCAGAGAGAAGAAACUGCUGGAGGGGUUGGAUUAUCUAACAGCCCCUAACCCACCAUCGGUCCGCGAAGAACUUUGCACUGCCUCCCAUGACACUAUCACUGUCCACUGGAUCUCAGAUGACGAAUUCAGUGUCAGCUCCUAUGAGCUCCAGUAUACCAUCUUCACGGGCCAGGCCAACUUCAUCAGCUUGUACAACUCCAUGGACAGCUGGAUGAUCGUCCCCAACAUCAAGCAGAACCACUACACGGUGCAUGGGCUGCAGAGUGGCACGCGAUACAUCUUUCUCGUCAAGGCAAUAAACCAGGCCGGCAGCCGGAACAGUGAACCUGCCAGGCUCAAGACAAACAGUCAGCCCUUCAAACUGGACCCCAAAAUGGCUCACAAGAAGCUAAAGAUCUCCAAUGAUGGACUCCAGAUGGAGAAAGAUGAGAGCUCCCUGAAAAAGAGCCACACGCCUGAGAGGUUCAGUGGGACGGGGUGCUACGGUGCAGCAGGCAACGUUUUCAUCGACAGUGGCUGCCAUUACUGGGAAGUGACUGUGGGCUCCUCCACCUGGUAUGCCAUUGGUAUCGCCUACAAAUCAGCCCCAAAGAACGAGUGGAUUGGCAAGAACUCUUCCUCCUGGGUCUUCUCCCGGUGCAACAACAACUUUGUGGUGCGCCACAAUAACAAAGAGAUGUUGGUGGACGUUCACCCGCAGAUGAAGCGCCUGGGCAUCCUCCUGGACUAUGAUAACAACGUCCUGUCCUUCUAUGACCCGGCCAACUCCCUGCACCUCCAUACUUUUGAGAUAUCCUUUAUUCUCCCUGUCUGCCCCACUUUCACGAUUUGGAACAAAUCGUUAAUGGUUGCCUCGGGUCUGCCUGCUCCAGACUUCAUAGACUACCCCGAGCAACAGGAAUGCAACUGCCGCCCUCACGAGUCCCCGUAUGUAUCAGGGAUGAAAGCCUGCCAUUGAGGCACUUGGAGGCCCCUCCCUUCCAGCCAAGCCUCAGGAACUUCUGCGCAACUCGACUGGAAGGUGGGCCUUGCGUCCUGCAGCGGUCAACAGCAACUCACCACGUCUAGCUGGCUUGUAUCUUGAGCGAAGCAUCUCCAGCACACACCCUAUGGAAGGGUGUGGGUGGUGUUUCAUGGACUUCUUUGUUUUGUUUUUUGUUUUGUUUUGUUUUGGGUAGCACUACUGAAUUUUCUCCAAUGGAGUUGGCAUGUCUUGUUUCAGUUUCCUAGUGGGAAAAAGAUGUUGUGGCUGAGCAUGGGGGGCGACCUCCUCAGCUACUGGAAUGUUGACAAAUGAGAGUUUACUUCUGUAUGAAAAGAAAUUGCUCAGAUGUCUGGGAUUCUCCCCCCUCCUGCUGUGUUGAGAGAGCUAAGCAGAAUUUUGGAACCCAAGCCAUUAAUUAGAAAAUACAGGGCUGAUCCACGUGUGACAAUCGCAUACACGGGUUUUUGGUUUUGUGCAAACGCAGUAUGCGUGCACAGGGAAGUCUUGGCGAAUCUCAGCUUCCGUGCAAACAUGGUGAAAACCCCAGCGCUGUGGCUGUCCCAUGUGGCCAUUUUCAUGAAGGUUGUGUUUCAUUUCCUACGUGGAGGGGCCUUCUGUGUAGGAGUUUUUAAUUGUGCAAAAUAGCCCAUAGUAUUACAAGGGCCACUGCACUUAGUGCAGAAAUGAGAGAAGCAGUGGCUGCCCAGAAGUUUAUGACUACUGAAAUGUAUCUGGCUUUGAAAGGACGGGUUGCUUGUUCCGUGUGCUCCAGAUUCCUGGAUUGGCUAUUCCAACCAGUACAGGACCCAGAAUGAUCCUCUCCAACUGCUUCUGCCCAUUCUCGUUGCUCAGAUCAUUUGGUUGGAGAUGGGCUUGAACAGUUGGCGUUCCCUUGAAAACCUGUCCUGACCAAAGUGGGCUCGCUGCCUUCUCCUACACCUCCUGUAUCUGCCAAGGGCUUUCAAACAGUGCGUGGCAUCUCUGGCUUUGGUUUGCCGAGGGAAACCCAGGUGGAUGGAGGAGCCAGGAAGCCUUUAGAAAAUUGGUCUAGAGAAUGUUGUACACAACCACAUAGCAUCCCAUUGAGGAGGGGCGUCUUGGGAGGCACGCACAAAGGAUACAAUACACUGAAUUAGCAGUGCAGACAAGCCUGGAAUUGCAAGGCCAGCUUCUUUGUCCAGAGUAAGCACGUGGGAAAUGUUAGUAUUUAUGGCUUCUGACUUCGAUGGGAAACAGAUCAGGCUUUGGGAAUGGAAUUUAUUGUUGCCAGGCCAUACAACAACAACUCUGGGAGUUUGCAGUAAGGUUCCAUGCUAUCUAGUCGUAACGGCCAAGUCCCAGGAUUCAGCAUUCCACGGGUAAUUUGCAGGUUCCAGCUGACGUUCCUCUGCAGUAAUGGACGCAUUAUUGCUAGCUGCUAAAUUAUCACCAACAUUUG
Molecule: messenger RNA, 3627 nt
Organism: Eublepharis macularius
Lineage: Eukaryota; Metazoa; Chordata; Lepidosauria; Squamata; Eublepharidae
Gene: MID2
Product: midline 2
Exons: 10
Coding region: 102-2162 (686 amino acids)
Molecular function (GO): zinc ion binding; protein binding
Source: RefSeq, a predicted model, not a curated record